AUGAAUCAUGUUACAGAAGCAGCGCGUACAGACGGCUUCUGGCCUGUGAAGAAAACCGUAACAAUAGCCAAUAGGCUUAAGAGCAAGGCGACACUGAAACUACAUUGCAGGUCAAGGGAUGACGACCUUGGGGUUAGGUAUUUAAGAUAUGAUGAGAGCUAUCAUUUUAAAUUUAGGACAGAUAUAUUUUUCAGAACCCUAUUUUAUUGUUCCUUUGAAUGGCCAGGCAGUGGCGGAAAACAUUGGACUAAUAUCUAUAAUGAUUGGAAUAUGAAUUGUAGAGAUUGUAAAUUUGUUAUCAAAACCUAUGGUCCGUGUGAGUAUGAUCCUGCGACUUAUCAAUAUGACCGGUGUGAUUCAUGGAACAAUGAGUAA
Linum tenue is the source of this 375-nucleotide messenger RNA. NCBI's taxonomy places the organism in Eukaryota, Viridiplantae, Streptophyta, Magnoliopsida, Malpighiales, Linaceae. The record is from the annotation of a GenBank genome assembly.